AUGGCGCCAGCACCCACACCCUCCAGCAGUACCGCCAAACCCCGACUACCCCCCAAAUCGGCAGCGGGUACCACCCCCGCGACGGGGCGAGUGACGCGUCUCCGUGCCGCCAAAGAAGCUUCCACCACCCCGUCAACACCAGCGGUCCCGAGACAGCCAGGCCUUCUCGCCAUGGGGAAGGAAGGUUUGAGAAAGGUAUCGGGAAAGAAUGGACAGAAGGAGAAGCCUACACCUGCGCUUAGGACGAAACCUGACGGCGCUGCUUCCCAAGCACCCGCAGAGACUCUCAAGGCUUUUCUGAGGAUCCGCCCCCCUCCCGCCGCCGCUUCUGACGCUCGGCCAUAUCUCGAAAUACAGUCCACUACCGAUGUUCUCAUGCGCGCUCCAAUUGAGAACUCUCGACACCACGUCCCCAAACCCCCUCACCUCUUCUCUUUCGACCAAGUCUUCCCCCCCGACACGCCCCAAUCCGACUUUUUCACGACUACCACUCUUCCUCUUGUCGACAAACUCUUGGCGGGCGAGAACGGACUCAUGUUCACGUAUGGUGUGAGCAACAGCGGCAAGUCGUAUACUAUCCAAGGGGGCAGUACGAUGGAGGCGGAGCAGAGGGGUGUUCUGCCGCGGGCGAUAGAUGUAGUGUUUAACUCUAUCGAGGGUCUUGAGAGCUCAGCAAAGCUUCAAACGCAAGGCUUGGCCGAUGUGGUGUUUCGAGACAAUGACGAGUAUCUCAACAUCGUGGACCCUCUCGCCACUCAAGAGCCCAAGAUACCCGACACAAUCAAAGUGGAUCGUAACUUUUCAUAUGCCAUCUUCGUCUCGUAUUCGGAGGUGUACAAUGAAAAGAUAUUCGAUCUCCUCGACUCUGUCCUCCCCACAUCUCCAGCCACCCCCACCCAACCACGCCCGCGUGCGACAUACGACAAGGCGCCUCGCGGGUCGCGUAUGCAAAGCUUCUCCGCCGUCAACUCGUCUUUUCACAUGGCAGCUAUGGCCAACGGGGGUGGGGGCGUCUUGAAGAGACAAGCUUUGAGUCUGAAGAAUGAUCCGGAGGGGAGCGGCAAGUAUAUUGCGGGGCUUAAAGACGUGAGAGUCAGAACGCGCGAGGAAGCGUUGGCGGUCUUCCGUUCCGGCCAGAAUGCUCGACAAGUGUUUGGGACCCUCGCCAAUCGCGAAUCAAGCCGCAGUCACGGCAUCUUCACCAUCAAAGUCGUCCGCAUCCACAACGGCGCCCCUCUUGAUCCCGACUCUGCCCAAGUCUCUCGCCUGGCCAUUGUUGAUCUUGCCGGCUCGGAACGAAACAAGAACACGCAUACGACAGGCGAUAGACUGAAGGAAGCGGGCAACAUCAACAAGAGCUUGAUGGUGCUUGGGCAAUGUCUGGAGGUGUUGCGGGCGAACCAGCAGAAGCUCGCUGGACCUGGGCCGGCGGCGAAGAAGAGGAUUGCGGUGGUGCCGUUCAGGCAUUCAAAGCUCACGGAAAUCUUCCAAAACUUCUUUGUCGGCGAUGGUCGUGCUGUCAUUGUCAUAAACGUCAACCCCUUCGACACCGGCUUCGACGAAAACUCUCACGUCAUGCGCUUCUCCGCCUCCGCCCGCGAGGUCCAAACAACUGCCCACAACAAGGUCACGGUGCCAGUCAUUCCGAAGGACGAGGGCAGUAGAAGUGCGGGCGAUGGCGGCAAGGGGAAGGCGGCGAAAGAGGGAGAUGGGUGGGGGAAGAUGACGGCAGACAGGGAGAGUCAGGGCUUUGUCAUGGUGGAGGAAGAGCUGGAAGUGGAGGAGCAAGAUCCCGAAAGCGAGGACGAGGAUGAGAAGGAUGCUCUGGUCGAAUACUUGUUUGAGCAAUUGCAGGAGAUGAAGACGAGACUGUACGAGUCCGAGAUGCGAUCGGCUGCUAUCGAGGUGGAAGUGAGAGAGGAAGUAGCGAGGGAGAUGCAAGAGUCGAUGCAGAGGAUGCACGAAGGCUUUACCCAGCGAUUCAACGAACAUGCUCUCGCCAGCGAGCUCAAGGCGGACCGCAAGAUAGACAUUGUGAUGCGCUCCAUGACCCCCGCCGUCUCACGCACUUACCGAAACAUCCCUGAACACUCUCCAGCCGAUGUGACGAUGGAAGAGGAGGAUAGGAGCUUCGAGUCGGCCAUUGACGAGUCUCUUAUGGCAUCCGGAGACGAUUCCAUGGUUACCUCAAAUUCUGACCCUUUCCUCGCCAAAGCCCCAACUAUCCCUAUCCCUACCGUCACCAUCUCGAGAGACUCGGUGCCGGCCCAUGCACGAGAAGCUGGCGCCACGGAUAAGGAGAGGAAUGGUGACCUUGUGGGGAGCGAGGAACAGUAUGACGAGGAGGAAGGGGAGGAGUCGGGGGAUGAAGGAGACGAUGUCGAUGAGGAUGAGGAGAGCGAGGAGGAGGAAGAAGAUGAGGGACUAGAGGAUGAGGAAGACGAUUCGGACGGCUCGGCAUUCACCAUCUCGGCGAACGAAGCUUCCGACGCUGAAAGCGACCAAGAGCUUUCCCCCCCUCGACAAAGUUCGGCCUCUCCUCGAAAGAGCAAACAAACACCAGCGAAGAAACGAGCCCCUUCAACCUACCCCCUUGUCGCCAGAGAGUCUAGCAGUACCCCUCAAACUAUCACUCCCGGACCGCUGGCAGAAAGAGUCAGUCAACUGGAGCUUUCGGACGACGACGACGACGAGGUUCCCGUGAAAUCGACAAAGAAGAAGAGGACUCUGGGAAAGAAGAAGGUGGUAACAGAGGAUGAGAUGGAGAGGCACGAUCUGCGGAUCUCGGGGGCGGAGGUGAAGCGGAUGAUGAAGGCGUCGAAGUAA
Messenger RNA from Cryptococcus wingfieldii CBS 7118, 2826 nucleotides. RefSeq names its product kinesin family member 20/23. Bases 1 to 2826 code for a protein of 941 amino acids. The record is from RefSeq and is a predicted model, not a curated record. Gene Ontology annotation, biological process: microtubule-based movement. Gene Ontology annotation, cellular component: nucleus; microtubule; kinesin complex. Lineage: Eukaryota; Fungi; Basidiomycota; Tremellomycetes; Tremellales; Cryptococcaceae. Gene Ontology annotation, molecular function: ATP hydrolysis activity; microtubule motor activity; microtubule binding. The transcript has 14 exons.